GUUACUUUAUUCUCUGGGAUUGUCUCCUUGGUCCUUAUCAUCUCCAUUCUGCUCAUAGCUGCUGAAUUCCAAGAGUGCUUUGUCAGUAGCAUCAUUUUAUCAAAACUUUAUGUUUGGUCAGCUCUUAUGGCCUAAGGCUUUGGCUACUUCAGGUGCUAAUGCUGAACCAGCAGUGCUAAACAAGAGGCAGAAGAAUACAGUUCAUCAGUUUCUGCUGUAAUGUCAGCAGUGAGCUGCCCAGGACCCCCGUGCCUCCAUCAGGUCCCUCCCACGGUUCUGCACGCUCCCUGUAUUCCCAAACCUUCCUGUAUUCCUCCACCGUCCUGUAUUCCCAUACAUUUCCUGUAUUCCCAUUCUUUGCCUGUAUUCCCACUCUUUUCCUGUUUUCUCUCACGUUCCCUGUAUUCUCACAAAUUCCCUGCAUUCCCGCACCCUCCCGUAUUCCCAUUCUUUCCCUGUAUUCCCACACUUUCCCUGCAUUCCCGCGCCCUCCCAUAUUCCCGCACGCCCGGCCGCGCUCCUGCCGCCGCAGCCGAGUGUGCCCGGGGGCAGAGCAGAGCCAGCCCGUGUUUGCGGCCGUGCCCGGCACCGGCGGCAGCCAUGGACACGGCGUGGCCAAAGGUCACCUGCACCGCCCCGGAGCGCCGCCAUACCCUCCCGCCGUGCGGAAUCGGUUCUUCUUUCGCCUGGCGCCGGGAGGGGAAGCGCGGGGUGAGUGCUGCGGAGCGUGAGCUGGGCCCUGCUGGGGACAGCCCUGCGAGAGCGCUGCCAUGGCCCGGCAGGAGCGGGAGAAGAGCCUGGCAGAGCAGAAGGUAGCCGGCAUCUCCCGGAGGUUCUCCUUCCUGGAUGCCGACCAGCCCCGAGCUGGCGGCCAGGCCCGCAGCUCCCAUCUCUGGGCAGCCACCCUGGGGAGGAGGGAGCGUUUCCAUACGCUGCAGAGGAUGGACACCAACAAAAACAUCGACUGGGGCAGGCACAGUCUGGGGAGCUGGGGUAGGGCUUCAAGCAGGUUCUCCGUUAGCCCCAGCAGUACCCGGAGGAAGGAGCUGAAGGAAAUCCUCCUGCAGACCAACAGCCCUGGCAGCACCAUGCGGUUUGCCACUGCAAAGAAGACAUCCAGCAGCAGCAGUGUUCCUGCAGGGCUGCACCAAGAGCAGAAGCCUGAGCAGAGCCCUGAUCUGCUGCCCCUUGUCCUUGAUCCCCUGGAGCACGCGUGGCUGCUGACGGUGGCCGAGGGUGAUGCAGACAGCAUCAUCAAGCUGCUGGACCUGGAUCCCAGCCUGCUGACCAGGAGAGACUUUGUGACAGGCUUCACUGCUCUCCACUGGCUUGCGAAGCAUGGCCACCAUGAGAGCUUCAUCCAGGUCAUCUCCUAUGCCCAGAAGAAAGGCUACCCUGUCAACAUGAACAUCCCCACAGCCAGUGGUGGGCUCACCCCUUUGCACCUGGCUGCCUUGCAGGGACACGAGGUGCUCAUCAAGGUGCUGGUGGGAGCUUAUGGGGCAGACACCAGCUGCAGGGACCACAACGGGCGCAAGGCUUGGCAGUACCUGCCAGCAGACACCUCCAGGGACCUGAAGGAGCUGGCAGGGGCCUUGGAGGAGGACUUGGUCCAGCUGCAGUCUCACAACACCAACAACAACUGUAAGUCAUCCAGAGAGGCUGGGGCUGGGCAAGACUCUGUGGACUCCGGGGCUGAGGGAAAAGCCCAGCACUCCUGGAGGCUGUCGACCCUCCGAGGCUUUGUUAGACAGGCAUUUGCUUUCUUCCAUGAGCGCUGAAGCUCUCCUGGCUCCAUUCACCGGUAAACCCAUGCUGGAUAGCAGCCAGAAAAGCCUGUGAGGAGCUGGGAACUUGGGUGCUCAAAAUCCUGGCCAAGUGAGGGUUAAGCCAUGGCAUCAUGGCCACCCUGGGUCUUGUGGUCUUUUGGGGCUGUUCUGGUGUGUGUGUGUGGAGUAUCCCAAUGGCCACUGGGAGCAGUACCUUGGGACAGCCCUUCCCAAAAUCUGCUGUCUGCAGAGGGGGUUUUGGCCUUGUGGAUGGAGACUCCUUGUUGCAUCCCAGCAGAUCCCCAUGGUUGGGGCUCACAUGUCAGCUGUGCUGUGGGGAGCUGCUCCAACACCCCAUAUGCCCACAGGAGGAUGCUGACCCACCAUGUGUCGAUCCCAUGCUGCAAAUGCUUUCCAGCUCCCUGUGAGAUCCCCUGAUCUCUGCCAUAUGCACCUUCUCUGGGUUGAUGUUUGUUUAUGACAGUUGAUUAUAAAGCUGAUUCUCAGUAGAGUAAGAGCUAAGGGUCCUGUUUGUGAGAAGAGUCCAAGCCAAGAGAAGCCUUUCAAAGUGCAAAACAACUCACACUGGCAGCCCUUCCCUUGAGAUCCCCAUCCUAGGAAGCCUGAAAUGAUCAACCUCAUUAGAAAUGGGAGCCAGAGCAAAGGAGGCAGGAGGGACACCAGGGCAGCAUGUGGUGGCUCCUGUGGGGAUUAGAGUUCAGGAACAGUUCCAGAUGAUUCAUUCUCAGAAACUGUGGAAAAGGUAUGUGAAGGCUGUGAGAUUGAGAUUAUUUUUAUUGCUACUGAGAUCAUGCUCAAAAGUUAAACCGAUGAACAUUUCUGCAGCAGCAUAACAGUGUGUGUAUGUCUUACAUUAAAAGGGCAAAGCCUCUG
Oenanthe melanoleuca is the source of this 2663-nucleotide messenger RNA. RefSeq names its product sosondowah ankyrin repeat domain family member D (gene SOWAHD). Gene Ontology annotation, molecular function: protein binding. Lineage: Eukaryota; Metazoa; Chordata; Aves; Passeriformes; Muscicapidae. Bases 771 to 1781 code for a protein of 336 amino acids. The transcript has a single exon. The record is from RefSeq and is a predicted model, not a curated record.